Molecule: messenger RNA, 1377 nt
Organism: Orbilia oligospora ATCC 24927
Lineage: Eukaryota; Fungi; Ascomycota; Orbiliomycetes; Orbiliales; Orbiliaceae
Exons: 2
Coding region: 1-1377 (458 amino acids)
Source: RefSeq, a predicted model, not a curated record
AUGCAGAGCGCGGUUCGCCUACAUAAGUCGCUACCAUCUGGAGGAAUAUCCCUAAACCAACCCAUCACCAUUUCUACCCCUUCGUUCACUUUCCCUAUGCCGAAAUGGAUAGAAAAUUGUGUCAGAUUCAAACUGCCUCUCAAUAUUAAUAGUAGCAACAUCGAAAUCUGUCUUCCGUCGCCUAGCAGCUUUCGGAACACUCUAGUACUUAUUACAUCCCCGUUUAAGAACAUCUACUUCUGGAUCUGGCUCAUAUACUCCUUCUCGUUCAACGGCUUCAAGCGAUUUGACAGCGUUAUACUUCCACAACCAUUUUCACAAAUAUAUAGCUUCCUACUCGGAUCUACAGAGCUUGCCGCGGCCAUAAAGUCAGAGAUACUCUCAAGAAUCCACGGCAACGCGGCGUUAUCCUGGUUUUUCUUCUUUUAUGGACCUGAAUUGCUUCCAGGGGGGCAUAAUUUCUUUGAGUCGCUCCAGUACUACGACGACUGGAUUGAAACUUAUAAGCUUGGCUUAUUGUUGCUCCCAGAGCUGUGGGGGCUGUUAAACCGGGUUCUAUAUUUCUGCUUGCAGUUGGUUAACCUCAUCCCCAAAGUGAUAUUUAUUAUUGCACUUAUUCUCCCAUUUACGAGUUUCAACUUUGUUGUAGUUAGAAGCUUGAGCCCGCUCCUUGCUGAUUUAUUUCACAGAGAGUUCGAAGGUAACUUCAAAAUCUGGGAAUCUCACAUUGUCGAACCGCUGAUUUGCUGGUACAUUGUAGGUCUGCCCUUUAUUCCUCUGAACAUUUAUUGUCAACUAUUUAACGCUGUUAUCGAUGCCGGGCUAUACACCUACCAAGAACGUAAGCCGAGUGCAGGUAUACCCUGGGCCUUCUUUAUAUGGUUCUUGAUCGCUCUCUUUAGCUCAGCAAUGUUCAUGAUCGCUGUACUGUUCGCCUGGGAUCUUUCCUUUUUUGCUUUGCCAUGGUGUUUCUUCUCGGUUUCAUACCUCUUUCGUGGAGCCCGCGAGCGUCGUAGUCCUGUGGACUCUCGUUUGAGUGAGUCUUCUGGGGGGGAUAGGGAUCGUAUGUGGGCUAUUGGAUGGAUGAAUGGAUAUAGAGAAGGGCAGAUUCAGUAUCGGCAAAAACUUUAUGAGAUGAUGGGGGCCAACGGUGGCAGCGAGGACGAGGACGAAAACCAAGGGCAUGAUAUUAAAAAUGAGGACCACAAAGGAGAUGGGAUAGACCACUCACGCUACUUCUACGAUGAAAGAUCUAGAUAUAACGGGAGGUUCAGGCCUGUGGUUCCAAAUCCAAGACCGCCGCCUCAGGGCUCAACUCUCACCAAUGCAGCCCUUUUGCAAGGAGAUAGGUCAUUGUGGGAGGGCGAUAAAUUAUAA